This is a messenger RNA of Quercus robur (English oak), 1364 nucleotides long. Its product is annotated as ubiquitin carboxyl-terminal hydrolase 2-like. The transcript is spliced from 6 exons. Gene Ontology annotation, cellular component: cytoplasm. Gene Ontology annotation, molecular function: cysteine-type deubiquitinase activity. Gene Ontology annotation, biological process: protein deubiquitination; ubiquitin-dependent protein catabolic process. The coding region runs from base 170 to 1174 and encodes 334 amino acids. Lineage: Eukaryota; Viridiplantae; Streptophyta; Magnoliopsida; Fagales; Fagaceae. The record is from RefSeq and is a predicted model, not a curated record.
UUCUUUGUUAAGCUUUAAGUGCAGUUUCUCACUCCCUCUCGGAAAACUUCAUAGUAUAAAUCCAAACAAACAAAUACUUCAAAUUAAAAUUUAAAACACAAGCUUCCGUAAUUUUUGUUCUCGCUCAUAUUUCUACUUUCCCAGACCCACAGCUUAUAGAUUUACAGUCAUGUCUUGGUGCACAAUUGAAUCUGAUCCCGGUAUUUUUACAGAACUUAUACAGCAGAUGCAAGUUAAAGGCGUGCAGGUAGAGGAGCUAUAUUCAUUGGACCUUGAUUCUCUGAACAAUCUUCGGCCUGUAUAUGGGUUGAUUUUUCUUUUCAAAUGGCAUCCGGGGGAAAAGGAUGACCGUGUUGUAAUCAAGGACCCAAACCCUAAUUUGUUUUUUGCAAGCCAGGUAAUCAAUAAUGCUUGUGCAACUCAAGCAAUCUUGUCUAUCCUCUUAAAUUGUCUGGAUAUUGAUAUUGGCCCAGAGUUGUCAAAGUUGAAAGAUUUCACAAAGAAUUUUCCACCGGAACUAAAAGGUUUGGCUAUCAAUAAUAGUGAAGCUAUACGCACAGCCCAUAAUAGUUUUGCGAGGCCUGAGCCUUUUGUUCCAGAGGAGCAGAAGGCAGCUGGAAAAGACGAUGAUGUGUACCAUUUUAUAAGCUAUUUACCUGUUGAUGGAGUUCUGUAUGAGCUUGAUGGAUUAAAGGAUGGACCCAUUAGCCUUGGUCAGUGCUCUGGUGGGCAAGGUGACAUGGAUUGGCUGCAGAUGGUGCAACCAGUUAUCCAGGAACGCAUUGAAAGGUAUUCCCAGAGUGAGAUUAGAUUCAAUCUCUUGGCAGUCAUCAAGAACAGGAAGGAAAUGUAUACUGCAGAACUCAAGGAGCUCCAGAAGAGGAGGGAGCGUAUCUUGCAGCAACUGGCUGCCUUACAGCCAGAUAGACUGGUCGGCAAUAGUAAUGUUGAAGCACUGAACAAAUCUCUUUCAGAAGUGAAUGCCGGGAUAGAAGCUGCUACUGAGAAGAUCUUAAUGGAAGAGGAAAAGUUCAAGAAAUGGAGAACAGAAAAUAUCCGCAGGAAACACAAUUACAUACCCUUUUUGUUCAACUUCCUCAAGAUUCUUGCUGAAAAGAAACAGUUGAAGCCUCUUAUUGAGAAGGCCAAGCAGAAAACAAGCAGCUCUAGGUGAAGGGUAUUUCUGGUUAAUUAUAAAAUUAGUCUGUGAAUUUAUUCUGGCUUGAAAACAUCUGAAGCCACAUGUUUUCAUAUUUUCCCCUGGUUAGCUUAAGACACCUGAAUUUCUUUUUAGGUGAACCUAUUCCAAAAUUUACUUGCAUUCCCCAGGUAAUGAAAUAUGCUCUCGAGUUACUUUGUUGACA